UUUCCCUCCCUCAACCAAAUAACUUCCUUUUUCUCUCCCCCUACUCGAGAGAAGGGCCGAGAAGGAAAAGUUAAGAAAAAACAAUAAAAAAAUUUAGAAUUUCCUAAUCUUUUUUCAAUCAUUUGGUGUGAUAUCGAUGGGUUUCCGUGCUGGGCUUGUUUUCAUGUUCCUCUUGGCCAUAGUCUCCGCCAUGGCUAUGGCGGCAAAAUCCUCCGGCACCGAUAACUUGUUUUACGGUGCCGUCAUCCCUCAACGUGGUCAUGAGUCAAUGGACCUCGACGUGGACGAACUGAUGAUGGAGUCUGAAACUUCUCGCCGUCAGUUAUAUUAUUCGAGGUACAUUAGCUACGCUGCCUUGAGGAAGAACAAUAUCCCAUGUAACCGCCGUGGAAACUCGUACUACAAUUGCAGGAACCGCCAGAAGGCAAAUCCCUAUCGUCGUGGCUGCACCAAGGCCACCAGAUGUGCUAGAGCUUAUUAAACACUUUAUUUGAAUGCAUGCAUGCAUGGGAUGAUAAAGGUUUCAUUUUGAGAUUGUUUGAAUGUGCUCAUACGAAUUGAAUUACGGUAGGAAUAAAAAACGAGAUUGUUGGUGUCAAAUCUUGUGGGUAAUAAGUAUUAUAUAAGAAUUUUAGUUGUUGAAAAAAUAAAAUAAAUUUUAUUAUUAGAUUUAAGUUUUCUUUUCUUCUUUUGAAUUCUUUGAUUCACAUAAUAUUAUGCCAUCUGAACGGCAUCAUUUGAG
Messenger RNA from Olea europaea var. sylvestris, 742 nucleotides. Its product is annotated as protein RALF-like 19. Bases 137 to 481 code for a protein of 114 amino acids. Lineage: Eukaryota; Viridiplantae; Streptophyta; Magnoliopsida; Lamiales; Oleaceae. The record is from RefSeq and is a predicted model, not a curated record. The transcript has a single exon.